Molecule: messenger RNA, 722 nt
Organism: Oryza sativa Japonica Group (Japanese rice)
Lineage: Eukaryota; Viridiplantae; Streptophyta; Magnoliopsida; Poales; Poaceae
Cellular component (GO): cytochrome b6f complex
Source: RefSeq, a predicted model, not a curated record
CUCCCUUGCCACCAUCCAUUCCGCCGGCGCCUUAUCCUACCCUCAUCUCCCGUACAAAACCCACUCCCUCCCUCCCGCUCCCAACCUGACCCACUCCAACCCCCCCUGCGCCAUUGCCGGCCACACUCCUCUUCCUCCUCCAUCGCCAAGAACCACCACGAGCAAUGGCGUCGCUGUCCAUGGCCACAACGCUGCCGUCGCUGGCCGGCGCCGCACCGGCGGCGAGGAAGAGGAGCGGCGUGACGUACGUGGAGGGGAUGAACGCGUACAGCGGGCUCAAGGCGCUCAACAAGGUGACCCUGCUCGGCGUGCGCAAGACCGCCGACUACUCGUUCGCCAAGGUGGUGGCCAAGCUGAGCCCCGCCGGCGGGAAGAGCCGCGGCGGCGCGUUCGGGGCGCAGUGCAACGCCGCCGGUGAGAUAUUCAGGAUCGCCGUCAUCAUGAACGGGCUCGUGCUCGUCGGCGUCGCCGUCGGCUUCGUGCUGCUCCGGGUGGAGGCGGCCGUCGAGGAGUCGGAGUAGUGGACCCCGAUCGAGCCAUAGCAGGCAGGGCCCAGCCAGCCAUGGCUGGUUGGCCCCGAUAAGCCGUGAUAUAUAACUGUGAUGUAUGUUUCGAUUAAAAUUUGCUUUCGUUUUGUACCCAUGACGAUUGGUGAAUACCCUUGGAACGAAACACGUUUUGGAGGCAGAACCUGCAAAUGCAAUUGGUUUUUCAGCUGUACA